UGGAUUUUGCUCACAGCUCCGGGCCACUCGACUCGAACUCCAAGAUGUCGAAUUAUGAGCAUUAUCUCGUUAUGCUCCAAGAAAAGAACAAACUGCUCAGUAAGCUUCGUCAGAAGGGCUCUCAUCAGAUAGAGCUCGAGAAAAGAGAGCAAGGUUUUUCCCUCUACCUUAAUGGAGCAAACCUCAAUAAAUCAAGGAAAGUUCCAUCCACUAGUAAAGGUCGUCCCAAAACCAUACAUAGAACAAGUAAAACAGCUGGCGAGUCUGAGGUCAUGGAAGCGCCAACUGAUGACAGGGCUAAGACGGCUCCAUCCAAGCGUAAGAGUUGGGUGUGUGAUUCUCUUGAGCUAAUGACUGAGGAUGGAGAAGCUCGGCAUGUACCAGUUCCAGGAAUUCUGAGUGGCAGCUAUGAUGAGGACUUUGAGCCUUCUACAGACAACCAUGAGCUUAGUCUCAGUUUCCAGGACAUAAGCACACUGAGAAAGAGCUUGGAGAAGGACUCUCUCAUUUUCCCUAACAUAGGAGGCAGCACAGUGGCGAAUGAGUACUAUUCCAGUGAUUCCAGUUGCAACGAAGAGCUGGACUCGCCUGAGGCCUCUUCACCCUCGACCACCCCUCCUGUACCAUUUGGAGAGUCUAGUGUUGUGUUAGAAUUUGAGAGCAACUCUCACUCAACUGUCAGUAUUGUCAGUCAACCCACUACAGCAAAAAAUAUCGUUUCAAUAACCAACCAGGAAAAUCCUAGCGGCGGCAUUGAACACCCUAAUUUGUUGGAAACAGCCAAUUUAAUGUCUCAAACAAAAGAAACAACUGAAUUUCGAAGUGAAGACCCCAGUAUGGCACCCCGAUUACUUUCAGCUGUCAGACGUAAGCAAACCAAACCCUUGCUAGAAUCCACACAAGAUAUAAUUGAUGCUGUCAGUGCUGAGAAUAAGCAACUGGACCGCCAUAUUCAAGUUACAGCAAGUGCCACGCCCCUUAAAAUGUGUGAUGAACAAGCAGGCAACACAUGCAAGUCUUCUCCUCUAUCCAAUGUACUGAACUCUGAUCCUCCUACUGAGGAAAAUGUUACUAAUAUACUUGAUAAGCAAGAACCACAACUCAAGAAUUCAUCUCCAUCUACUAGUUUCAAUCCACCGACAGAAAAGACUUCGUCUCGUUUCAAACCAGUUUUAGUAAAUCGUUACAAAGUUAAACCUGUUAGGCAUUACUCUCCUAUCCCGGACAGCCGAGCCGCUUUAAUAGAUGAGAGGCCUGGUGAUUCUCUGACUGAGUACACACUCUCUAUCAUCACCGCUAAAGUGAGAAAAAUGGAUGUAAGUAAACAGCGUAAACUGUUGGACAUGCUCAGUACAUUGGAUGCGCCACUACCGUCACCCCUCCCUACACCAACCACUCAAACUCAUGUCUCCACACCCCCUCAUAUUCCCACUACGCAAUCAAAAGCUUCCACACCCCCUCAUAUUCCCACUACGCAAUCCAAAGCCUCCACACCCCCUCAUAUUCCCACUACGCAAUCCAAAGCCUCCACACCCCCUCAUAUUCCCACUAUGCAAUCGAAAGCCUCCACACCGCAGUGGCUUGAGGGCACACACACAGAAGAGGUACACCAUCUACGAGGGUUAGAUAUAGCCCCGCCCCAUAGACCUUGCAGCACCCGAACUACUGGCCUAAGAGCUGGAUUUUCACAAGGAACUGACAAUAAUGAGUCUAAAAGUGGACAUGUCAGUGAACUGAGUGGAGAGUUGAAAAGUGGGCUUACAUCUUCAGCAAGUGAUACACUUCUACCUAAUCUGCAGUAUGACCAUGGUGCUCGCUCCAAUUCCAGUAAUCCAUGCCUAUUUUCUCAAGCUGAUGAUAUUUUUGUUGAUGAAGACCCUGCCAAUCAAACUCUAAUUGGAUCCUCUUUUGAUGAAAACAAUCAAAACCUCUCGCCAAUAAGACCGCCUCGCCUAAAAACUGCUACAAUCGCUAAAGGUCAUCAACAAAUGCCUUGUGUAGAUCAGUCUUCAGGUACAUCUCUGAACGUUGGUGAUUCCCUUGAUAACUCAGAAACUCUUCCCACUUUGCCACCCCCUGUAAUAUCUCAUAGAGAACCUGAACUUAAGUCUGACUCAAGGAAUCCUAGGAGUGAGUGUUUGGAGUCCAUACAAAAGUUUGAUCGCAGCCAUCUGGGUCAAAUCAAAUCUGACCUGCAAGAUGACAUUCUGGAAAGCUUUCUGUCAGAAUACCGAGAAGGUAAAGAGAGCCAUUCCCAUUCAGAAUCACAGCCGCUUGAUGAAGAAUUCCUGACCCCUGAGCUGCCGAGUGGCCGAGAGUUGAUCCUGCACAUACUCUCUACAUGGGGUGACAGGUUCUAUGUUGGCCUCACGGGGGUGGAGUUGUUCACGGAGGCAGGGGAACGCGCUACUGUGGAGCAGAUCACUGCCUCACCGAGUGAUAUUAAUAUGCUGCCUGAGUACAGCAAUGACCCUCGUGUUGUGAAGAACCUACUGGAUGGAGUGAAUCAGACAAGGGAUGACCUUCACAUGUGGCUAGCCCCCUUCACUCCAGGCCAAGACCACACGGUCACAAUUCUCUUUCCUCAGCCCACUAUUAUUGCACUCAUCAGGCUAUGGAACUAUAACAAGUCACGUAUACACUCAGCCCGAGGUGCCCGACAGGUGGAGAUAACCCUCGAUCAGCAGACUAUCUUCCAUGGGGAGGUGGCCCGGGGGGACAAUUGCGAGACCAUUCUGUUCACGACUAAUGAAGACAUUCUCUACCUGGUCUCCCAACACGAUACAUUCUACCAGAGUCAGUCCUUCGAGUCAGGGUUUAUGCAUUUUGACUCUAUUGACCUUUACCGUCCACCUACUAGUGAGACCACUGACGCAGACAGACCAUUAACAACAGCACACCACAAUCGCAACUCCACUUCAGAUAGGCCUUCUUUUGAAGAAUCUCAAGACGCUGACUUCAGUGAAGCAAGUCCUCCAUUUACCGAGACUCAUUGUCCCGAGCCCACUGGUCACCUAUUACAGAUCAGUCUUACAGAGACUUGGGGUGGCUCCGACUUCAUAGGAUUGACAGGGAUAGCAGUGCUCACUUCAGGAGAAGAAGUCUUGCAGUUGAGAAAAGAGCAACUUUCCUCCGAGAUUGAUGGUCAGAGGUCGGAUUCAGAAGUGGCUAGUUUACUGGACGGUGUUAAUAUGACUUGUGAUGUUGAGCAUAUGUGGAUCGUGCCAUUUGACUCGUCACAGCCUCCCACGCUCACACUGUCAUUAGACGCUCCUACACACAUCACUGGACUGUUGGUGUGGAACUACAAUGCAUCGGCUGAGGACAGCUAUAGUGGGGUAAAGGUGAUACACGUCUACCUGGACAGUAAACCCUUGACCCCUCCUGGAGGGUGGUUGACUAGGAGAGCUCCUGGUCAUGUGGAGUACCACUAUCAACAACUCAUUUCAUUCAUUGAGAAUCAUUCCCAUCCUAAACCACCAUUAGACGGAGCAUCAUUUCCAAGGGGAUUUGUGUUCCAGCUUCAGCUAUUAAGCUCAUGGGGAGACCCCUAUUAUAUUGGCCUUAUUGAGCUGGAAAUGUACGAUGCCACUGGUCAUGUGAUACCCCUCACCAUCGACAAUAUUGCAGCUUAUCCCGAUAGUGUCAACCAGCUCCCAGGGGUUCUUGGUGACAUUCGAACCCCGGACAAGCUCAUUGAUGGGGUGCGAGGUACAGAAGAGGCGGGGCACCAGUGGUUAGCUCCCAUUCUUCCAGGGGUAAUCAACAAUGUGUAUGUGAUCUUCAAUGAGCCUUGGAGUGUGUCUCAGAUCAGACUAUAUAACUACGGCAAGACUCCCAGCAGAGGAGUGAGAGAGAUAGCCGUCCUAGUGGAUAGUCUACUAGUAUUCUCUGGCACUGUCCCUCGUGCAUCCAACCAUGCUCGUGGCAUUCUGCCCACUCUGCAACUUCCAUUGGAUCCGUUUAUCGUCCACCUCGGGGAGAAGGCAGGCCAAGAAACUGCUUCAAUGUCCCUAAAUGACGUCCAAUUGACAAAUAAUUUCGAAGUCGUAUGCCCUGCAAGAAAAACAACAGCACCUGCCCCCAAUCAAGGUCUUCGUCCAACAACAUGUGUGACGAUACACUCCAACAGGCAUCAGAAUAAACACUGGUAGCCUCUAAGCAGUGUGCAUUAUCAUUAUGUUUUUAGCUCAGUUACAAUUUGUGUUUAGUUUUUGAUGUGGUUGUGGGAUAUGCAUGUUGUGAAUUCCUUUCAUGAGUAGAUUCAG
Messenger RNA from Halichondria panicea, 4268 nucleotides. Its product is annotated as katanin-interacting protein-like. Bases 45 to 4154 code for a protein of 1369 amino acids. NCBI's taxonomy places the organism in Eukaryota, Metazoa, Porifera, Demospongiae, Suberitida, Halichondriidae. The transcript is spliced from 13 exons. The record is from RefSeq and is a predicted model, not a curated record.